Saimiri boliviensis boliviensis (Bolivian squirrel monkey) is the source of this 1725-nucleotide messenger RNA. NCBI's taxonomy places the organism in Eukaryota, Metazoa, Chordata, Mammalia, Primates, Cebidae. The record is from RefSeq and is a predicted model, not a curated record.
CCGGCGCGGAGCCGCUGGCCGGAGACAGCGGGGCCCGAGCGGGCUGGCUUUGCUUUCUGCUCCUCAGCGCUCGAAACCUGGGUGGCAUCUGCAGCCAGACCUAGAACCGAGUCGCGGACCCGCAGAGCGGGGCGUCCUCCAGCGAAGCUGGCGCCCCUAGCAUGAACAGGAAUCGCGAGGGCGUCGGACGCGAGGAUGGAGUGGGCGGCAGCAAACACGCACCCCUGAGAAAUCAGAAGUGGAGCCAAGGAAGCUCAAGGAGAUAUGCAUCUGCGAAUUAGCAUGAACCCACGCAGGUCUGCCUGGCUCAGAGUUCCAGCUUCGCACCACUGUGUCCCACUGAAACAACGAAGCACAAACUGGAAGAAAAACGAUGUGAGAUGUGAAUACUCAACAACAUUUUUGAUACAGGGAAGGCUUUUCAAAUUAAGAAAUGAGGAACAUUUUUCAUAAAGUUGAUUACAUGAAAUUUAAAGGAAGCUUUUCACAAGGCCUGGCAAGUGUGGUGAACGAAUUAGCAAACCCCAGCAGUGCAUUUCAGUGCCAGCCAGAACAAGCAUGCCCAGCAUUGUCCAGGAACUUCAAGAUGGUUCAUGCUAAGAGGUGGACCUUGAAGAAGCACUUUGUUGGCAGUCCUACUAAUAGUGACUUUGAGUUGAAGACAGCUGAGCUGCCACCCUUAAAAAAUGGAGAGGUCCUGCUUGAAGCUUUGUUCCUCACCGUGGAUCCUUACAUGAGAGUGGCAGCCAAAAGAUUGAAGGAAGGUGAUACAAUGAUGGGGCAGCAAGUGGCCAGGAUUGUGGAAAGUAAAAAUGCAGACUUACCAACAGGAACUGUUGUACUGGCUUCUUCAGGCUGGACAAUGCACUCCAUUUCUGAUGGGAAAGAUCUGGAAAAGCUGCCAACAGAGUGGCCAGACACAAUACCACUGUCUUUGGCUCUGGGGACAGUUGGCAUGACAGGCCUGACUGCCUACUUUGGCCUACUUGACAUCUGUGGUGUGAAGGGUGGAGAAACAGUGAUGGUUAAUGCAGCAUCUGGAGCUGUGGGCUCUGUUGUGGGGCAGAUUGCAAAGCUCAAGGGCUGCAAAGUUGUUGGAGCAGUAGGGUCCGAUGAAAAGGUUGCCUACCUUCAAGAGCUUGGAUUUGAUGUUGUCUUUAACUACAAGACAGUAAAGUCUUUGGAAGAAACCUUGAAGAAAGCCUCUCCUGAUGGUUACGAUUGUUAUUUUGAUAAUGUAGGUGGAGAGUUUUCAAACACUGUUAUCUCCCAGAUGAAGAAAUAUGGAAGAAUUGCCUUAUGUGGAGCCAUCUCUACAUAUAACAGAACUGGCCCACUUCCCCCAGGCCCACCCCCAGAGAUUAUUAUCUAUCAGGAGCUUCGCAUGGAAGGGUUCAUCGUCCACCGCUGGCAAGGAGAUGCCCGCCAAAAAGCUCUGAAGGACUUGCUGAAAUGGGUCUCAGAGGGUAAAAUCCAAUGCAAGGAAUAUAUCAUUGAAGGAUUUGAAAAUAUGCCAGCUGCAUUUAUGGGAAUGCUGAGAGGAGAUAAUUUCGGGAAAACAAUAGUGAAAGCAUGAAAAAAAAGGACACGUGGAAUCUGGAGGCCACUUAGAUGAUUACUGAAUUUGUUUUUCACCAUUUAGCAAAAAUGUAUACUACCUUAAAUGUCUAAGAAACAGUACUUGUAAUGAGUUUGACCUGCUUAAUAAAAUACAUUUAAGUGGUA